UAAUCUGCAUCGAUCCAUUCUUCUCUCUCUCUCUCUCUCUCUCUCUCUCUCUCUCACACUAAACCCUUCAUAAAUUUGACCCAUGUUUCUCAAUGACAGUUGAGCACACAGUACUUUUAAGCUAGUAUAUAUUUAAGCUUGUGGGUACUGGAGCACUAGGAUUUCAAAAGCAAAGCCAGAGAGCUAUUUCAAACAAAAACUUGAACACCAUGGGAAGAACACCUUGCUGUGACAAAAAUGGCCUCAAGAAAGGCCCGUGGACGCCGGAGGAGGAUCAGAAACUCAUGGAUUAUAUUCAGAAACAUGGUUAUGGCAACUGGAGAACCCUCCCAAAGAAUGCAGGGCUACAAAGAUGCGGGAAGAGCUGCCGUCUCCGGUGGACAAACUAUCUCCGACCGGACAUCAAACGAGGUCGGUUUUCAUUCGAAGAGGAGGAGACAAUUAUUCAACUCCAUAGCAUAUUGGGCAACAAAUGGUCUGCUAUUGCCGCUCGUUUGCCCGGAAGAACCGACAACGAAAUCAAGAACUACUGGAACACGCACAUUAGGAAGAGGCUUCUCCGAAUGGGAAUUGAUCCUGUCACCCACAGUCCCCGUCUUGAUCUUCUCGACUUCUCAUCCAUUCUCUACAACUCAUCUCAUCACCACCAUCAAAUGAACAACUUUUCAAGGUUGCUUGGCCAACCAAUUGGACUCAACCCUGAGCUACUAAGGCUAGCCACUUCUCUAAUCCAAUCCCGUAGAGAAAACAAUAGUAACCAAAAUUUCGUUCUUCAAAAUGCUCAAGAAAAUGAUUACCACCAAAUCUGCAACCCCCAAAUCCAACCUCAACAACCAGUUCAAGACAACGUUCCAUACCCUAAUGAAGUUUCACAACUCAUGCAGCAGCAGCCCAAUGUAGAGUACCCAUCAAGCCUAAGUGAUUUUAGGUCACAAAACUCUCAACUCAAUGAGUGGCAAAGUAAUGUGGGGACUUCAAAUUUUACGGAAGAGUAUGUUGAGUUACCAAGUUUUGCAUACUUUGGGUCUGAACAGCAUCAAACUGUUUUGGACCUUUCGCCGGAGACUUCAAAUUUUCACUCCAACAACAGCAACCAGAACUUCAGCUUCACUUCAGUUUUCUCGACGCCUUCUUCAAGCCCGACGACUUUGAAUUCGAAUUCGACAACGUAUUUCAACAGCGGCACAGAGGACGAACGUGAAAGCUACUGUAGCAACAUGUUAAAGUUUGGGAUCCCAGACAUCUUGGGUGUUAAUGAAUUCAUGUGAUAUUAUUUACUAUUACUUGUAAGUUUCUUACUGAUCAUUGGGAUUGAUCAAGCUGUUGAUACGUGUAGAAUUUGCUAAGAAUGAAUCAGUGCAUUAGUUUUGGUAAUUUUACUGUAUCCUGAAUCUCUCCAAGUUCUUCAUGUCCCUUUUCUUCUUUAAAUGGAAAGUUUCCAUAAUUAUCUCCUUAA
This is a messenger RNA of Pyrus x bretschneideri (Chinese white pear), 1456 nucleotides long. RefSeq names its product transcription factor MYB102. Lineage: Eukaryota; Viridiplantae; Streptophyta; Magnoliopsida; Rosales; Rosaceae. The transcript has 3 exons. The record is from RefSeq and is a predicted model, not a curated record. The coding region runs from base 210 to 1268 and encodes 352 amino acids.